This is a messenger RNA of Blepharisma stoltei, 750 nucleotides long. NCBI's taxonomy places the organism in Eukaryota, Ciliophora, Heterotrichea, Heterotrichida, Blepharismidae. The record is from the annotation of a GenBank genome assembly.
AUGGAAAGAGAAGCUCAUGAUGAGCAUUUACUAGAAAGAUUAGAACUGGCUUCUUUUGAGCCGCUAGAAAAUGCAACAAAUAGACAAAAGUGCCCAAAAUGUGAUAGAAAUAGGAAAUAUUACUGCUAUGACUGCUGCAUUGGGCUUACCCCAGACAUCCCAAAGGUGGUUCUACCUUUGCAAGUCCAUAUUCUGAAAUGCAUAAAAGAAGCAAGAAGCAAGAGCUCUGCAGUUCCUAUAAAAGUCCUAGCUCCUGAUCAUAGCGAAGUUAUAGGCUGUUUAGGAGAAGAUAGGUCAGUUCCUGAAUACCCAGAUACAGCAGUUCUUGUAUUUCCUGGCGAAAAUGCAAGAUCGAUCCCAGAAUUGUCAACAGAAGAGCUACAAAAAAUAAAAACUGCUGUAUUUAUAGACUCUACGUGAAACCAAACCAAUUCAAUGCUAAAAGACCGAGUUUUGUCGUCAAUGCCUAUGAUUAAGCUUGAAACCCACAUAACGACGUUUUGGAGGUACCAAAGCGAGUCUAAGCACUCUUUAGCUACAAUUGAAGCUGUCUAUUACUUUCUAGUUGAUUUUCACAGAGAAAUGUUUAAAAGAGGACUAUGGGAGCAGGACUAUGCUGGCGAGUAUGAUAACGUCCUGUGGUAUUAUGCUUUUCACUAUAACCUCGUCCAAAAAGUCCACAGCAAAAAGUCACAUCAUGGUAAACUCGCCACAAAGAAGCCUGACUAUUUAAAAAAAAUCGACAAAUAA